AUGAAGAUAUUCGUUUUAUUGCUCAUUAUUUUUUAUCCUCUAUUAAUAAAUAGUGAAGAAAUCUUAUCUUAUACAGAUAUAAUUCGAGAUUAUUGUUCACCACCAUUUUAUUAUUAUAAAUCAUGGUGUUAUUAUAUCUUUCCAAAUAUAACAUUAGAUUGGUCAUCAGCAUAUCGUUUAUGUCAUUCAAUUGAUAAACAUACAUAUCUUGCAUAUAUAUCAGGUGAUGAUGAAAUGAUUGAUCCAUUACGUGAUAUAUUAAUUAAUCGAGAACGAUCAAAAGAAAUCAAAUCAAUCUGGACAAAUACAACAUGGGGUCAACAAAAACGUACAAUCUUAAGUCGAUCUUCAAAACGAUCUUGUCGUAAAAUUGAAUUAAAAUCCAAUAUAAAAUCAGGAGAAAUCAAUAUGCUUCGUAUGCCAUUUACAAAUUGUCGAGAAAAACAUACAGUUAUGUGUCGAAAAGAACUUCCAUUGAAUAUUAUAUGUCGUCGACCAUGGGCAUUAAUCUAUGGUAUAUGUUAUUAUUUCGAUGAACAAAAACGAAUAACUCAAAGUGAAGAUGAAGAACGUGAAAUACUUCAAUGUCAAGCAUGGGAUGGACAAUUAUUUACAAGUUCAAAACAAGAAAAAUAUCUUCUUCCACCAUUUCUAACCUAUUCAUUACAUAGUCUUCAAUCAAGUACAGUUUUAACAGAAAAUUUUGGCGGAAUAUCUUAUACAUUUGAAAAUAUAAUACAAGAUAAUUGUUCACUUAUAUCCGGUGAUCUUUAUUUAAGUACAACACUUACACAAUUAAAAAAUUCAAAUACGACAAGAAAUUGUUCAUCAUAUAAUUCUUAUACAUUAUGUCGACAAGUUCAAAAUAUAACUUGUGAACCACCAUGGUUUUAUGAUGAUGGAUUUUGUCUUUAUUAUUCUUCUCGGUCACCUGUUGAUAUGGGUACAGCAUCAACUGAAUGUUCACAAAAUGG
Messenger RNA from Adineta steineri, 974 nucleotides. The record is from the annotation of a GenBank genome assembly. NCBI's taxonomy places the organism in Eukaryota, Metazoa, Rotifera, Eurotatoria, Adinetida, Adinetidae.